Messenger RNA from Chaetomium fimeti, 1851 nucleotides. Its product is annotated as Vps5 C terminal like-domain-containing protein. Lineage: Eukaryota; Fungi; Ascomycota; Sordariomycetes; Sordariales; Chaetomiaceae. Gene Ontology annotation, cellular component: endosome. Gene Ontology annotation, molecular function: phosphatidylinositol binding. The transcript is spliced from 4 exons. Bases 1 to 1851 code for a protein of 616 amino acids. The record is from RefSeq and is a predicted model, not a curated record. Gene Ontology annotation, biological process: retrograde transport, endosome to Golgi; protein retention in Golgi apparatus.
AUGGAAGACCCGUGGGCCGACUCGGCCGCCACAUCGGACCCUCUCGGUUCCUCCACCCAAGAGAGCGCCGACGACGGCACCGCCACCGCUCCCACCGGUUCCAGCGCCCCGUCCACAACCGCCGCCGCGACAUCCUCCUCCGCCCGCCCCUCGCGCAUCACCCCGCGCCGCUUCGUCGCCCAGCCCACCCGCCUGCAAGCAGUCGAAGACGACCCCCUCGGCCCGCUCGGCGCACCCGCCACCUCUGCCGCCGCCACCCCCCCGCUCCCCACCACCGCCGCCGAUGCCCUCCACUCCCCGCUCGGCCCGGCCGCAGGCCAAGAAGGCGGGCCCCCCGUCCCGCCGCUCAAGGAGAACAACCUCCCCCUCCGCACCACCAUGGGGCCCCCCACCCCGGGCUCGGCUGGCGGCGGGAGCAAGCUGCACCCGCACCAACAACACCGACCCGGCGCUGUUGGUGUUGGUGCUGCCGGCGGGCCGCCGGACCCGCAUCGCAUCGACGACGACGACAGCGAGAGGGAUGAUGGUGGGAGGCCGGGCGGGAGACAGCCGCCGCCCGUGCAGGCCGCCCACCCGAGUCCCUUGCACACGGCAACGCGCCCGAGUGUCAGCGUCGAGCAGGCGGCGCGGCCGAGCUUCCAUAUUGCGGUGGGCGAUCCGCAUAAGGUGGGGGAUUUGACUAGUAGUCAUAUUGUUUAUUCGGUUAGGACCACGACGACGUCCAAGGCGUAUAAGCAGAGCGAGUUCGAGGUUAAGAGACGGUACCGGGAUUUCUUGUGGCUGUACAACACCCUGCACGCGAACAACCCCGGCGUGGUGGUGCCGCCGCCGCCCGAGAAGCAGGCCGUAGGCCGGUUCGAGAGCAAUUUCGUCGAGGCGCGGCGCGCGGCGCUAGAGAAGAUGCUCAACAAGACCGCGGCGCACCCGACGCUGCAGCAGGACGGCGAUCUGAAGCUGUUCCUGGAGAGUGAGGCGUUUAAUGUGGAUGUCAAGCACAAGGAGCGGAAGGAGCCGAGUCUCGGGGAGAGCAAGAGCGUGCUCGGGUCGCUGGGGUUCGGCGUGGGCGGUGGGAAUAAGUUCGUCGAGCAGGAUGAUUGGUUCCAUGAUCGCAGGGUCUAUCUUGACGCGCUCGAAAACCAACUCAAGGCGCUCCUCAAAGCCAUGGACGGCAUGGUUGCCCAGCGCAAGGCCAUGGCCGAGGCAGCCGGUGAUUUCUCAGCUUCCCUCCACGCCCUCUCUACCGUCGAGCUCUCACCCACCCUCUCCGGGCCCCUCGACGCCCUCUCCGAGCUACAACUCACGAUCCGCGACGUCUACGACCGCCAGGCACAACAAGACGUGCUCACAUUUGGCAUCAUCCUCGAGGAGUACAUCCGGCUGAUCGGCAGCGUCAAGCAAGCGUUCUCACAGCGCCAAAAGGCCUUCCAUAGCUGGCACGCAACCGAGUCGGAGCUCUCCAAGCGUAAAACCGCGCAGGACAAGCUGCUGCGCCAGGGCAAGAGCCAGCAGGACCGCCUCAACCAGGUCAACGCCGAGGUCGCCGACGCCGAGCACAAAGUGCACAAGGCGCGGCUUCUGUUUGAAGACAUGGGCCGGCUGAUGCGGUCGGAACUGGACCGCUUUGAGCGAGAGAAGGUGGAGGAUUUCAAAUCCGGGGUCGAGACUUUCCUCGAGAGCGCGGUCGAGGCGCAGAAGGAGUUGAUCGAGAAAUGGGAGACGUUCUUGAUGCAGCUCGAUGCUGAGGACGACGAGACUGUCUUCUACCGCCCCCCUGUUAUCCAGGCAAACAAGCCUGCCGGCGACACGGCUGUGGAUCGGGCUAGGGCGAGGAUCCACGAAGAUUCGGAUUAG